Cygnus olor (mute swan) is the source of this 1230-nucleotide messenger RNA. RefSeq names its product tropomyosin 2 (gene TPM2). Bases 33 to 1007 code for a protein of 324 amino acids. Gene Ontology annotation, molecular function: actin filament binding. Lineage: Eukaryota; Metazoa; Chordata; Aves; Anseriformes; Anatidae. The transcript is spliced from 8 exons. Gene Ontology annotation, biological process: muscle contraction; actin filament organization. The record is from RefSeq and is a predicted model, not a curated record. Gene Ontology annotation, cellular component: actin filament.
GGGGGGCCGCAGACCAAGCCUGAGGGGGGCCCAUGUGCCCCAACUGGGGGCACCACAUGCUCUGGCUGGGGAGCGUGGCGGGCCUGGGUCCUGGCAGGCCAUGGCAGCAGCAGCAGCAGCAGGAGGAGGAGCAGGAAGGGAUGGAGGCAGGGCGGGCGGCAGGAGCGACUGCCGCCUUAGCGCUUCCUGCCCAAGCCAGGCGGAUCCCACAAAGGGCUCGGCAGCACAGACUCUUUGUGCUCCCCGCUGGCCGCACGGCCAUGGCUGGCAUCAGCUCCAUCGAUGCCGUCAAGAAGAAGAUCCAGAGCCUACAGCAGGUGGCUGAUGAGGCGCAGGAGCGCGCCGAGCACCUGCAGCGGGAGGCCGAUGCCGAGCGGCAGGCCCGGGAGCAGGCUGAAGCUGAGGUGGCUUCUCUGAACCGCCGCAUCCAGCUGGUGGAGGAGGAGCUGGACCGGGCCCAGGAGCGCCUGGCCACCGCCCUGCAGAAGCUGGAGGAGGCUGAGAAGGCAGCGGAUGAGAGCGAGAGAGGCAUGAAGGUCAUCGAAAACAGGGCCAUGAAAGAUGAGGAGAAGAUGGAGCUCCAGGAAAUGCAGCUGAAGGAGGCCAAGCACAUAGCGGAAGAGGCUGACCGCAAAUACGAGGAGGUCGCCCGCAAGCUGGUUGUCCUUGAGGGAGAGCUAGAGCGCUCGGAGGAGAGGGCAGAGGUUGCGGAGAGCCGAGUGAGACAGCUGGAGGAGGAGCUGCGGACCAUGGACCAGACCCUCAAAUCCCUCAUUGCCUCAGAGGAAGAGUAUUCCACCAAGGAGGACAAGUAUGAGGAGGAAAUCAAGCUCCUAGGGGAAAAACUGAAGGAGGCAGAGACCCGGGCAGAGUUUGCUGAGCGGUCUGUGGCGAAGCUGGAGAAAACCAUUGAUGACUUAGAAGAGAGUCUGGCCAGUGCCAAAGAGGAGAAUGUGGGCAUCCACCAGGUCCUGGACCAGACCUUGUUGGAGCUGAACAACCUCUGAGCUGCCUGGGGAGCCCCCGCCCCUCUUCCCUACCCUACACGUGCACUCCACUGGCACGCUCAGGAUGUCAUCAGCUGAACUGCAUCUUGGCCAAAUCCACACAUCUGUUGAGAAGGGAAGCCCUGCAGCCUUACGCUGUGGCUCGAGGGGCGUCUUGUCUGUGCACAGCCCGAACGGCUCUGUCCUGUCUUCAUGUCCAAAUAUUAAAGCAGUUUGACAAGAA